Lichtheimia ornata is the source of this 228-nucleotide messenger RNA. RefSeq lists its product as uncharacterized. Lineage: Eukaryota; Fungi; Mucoromycota; Mucoromycetes; Mucorales; Lichtheimiaceae. Gene Ontology annotation, molecular function: G-protein beta-subunit binding. The record is from RefSeq and is a predicted model, not a curated record. Bases 1 to 228 code for a protein of 75 amino acids. Gene Ontology annotation, cellular component: heterotrimeric G-protein complex. Gene Ontology annotation, biological process: G protein-coupled receptor signaling pathway. The transcript is spliced from 2 exons.
AUGGUCCGACAAACUGUAUCAGAAGCAAAACUACGAAAGAUCCUUGAAUUAAACGAUAAACUAAAGGAGCAGCUUGAAAUCCAACGUAUUCCGGUAUCGGAAGCAAGUCGGUCGCUGAUUGAUUAUUGCCAAACAAAUCCUGAUAUGAUGGUGCCAUCAGUGUGGGGUAAUCGCAAUCCAGAUCCAUUUGCAGAACCCGUGGGCGAGUGUGCAUGCCGAGUCAUGUGA